AUGGCUGGUCGAGGGCUUCCCAUGAUUCAACCUCAAAUCAUCUUACUCAAAGAGGGCACGGAUGCUUCUCAAGGUCGAGGUCAACUUUUGUCAAAUAUAAAUGCUUGUUUGGCGGUAGUUGACACGGUAAGAACGACUCUAGGUCCCAGAGGCAUGGACAAAUUGAUCGUUGAUGAAAAAGGGGACGUCACUAUUUCAAACGAUGGCGCCACAAUCAUGAAGCUCCUCGAUAUAGUACAUCCCGCGGCCAAAACUCUCGUUGAUAUUGCUAGAUCGCAAGAUGCAGAAGUUGGAGAUGGGACAACGAGUGUAGUCUUACUCGCGGGUGAAUUGUUGAAAGAAGUCAAAGGAUAUAUUGAAGAAGGAGUGAGCCCUCAUGUUAUAAUCAAAGGUUAUCGGAAAGCUGCUCAAUUGGCCAUCAACAAGGUUAAGGAGAUUGCCGUCAAGAUUGAACGCGACAAUAAGGAAGAAUUCCGAAGUUUGCUCUUGAAAUGUGCUGGGACGGCAAUGUCCUCCAAAUUGAUUCAUUCACACAAAGAUUUCUUCUCCAAAAUGGUUGUUGAUGCAGUAUUGACUCUAGACCAAGAAGAAUUGAAUGAAAAGUUGAUUGGAAUCAAGAGAGUUCCUGGUGGCGCCAUGCAAGAUUCAAUUAUUGUUAACGGUGUCGCGUUCAAAAAAACCUUUUCUUACGCGGGGUUUGAGCAACAACCUAAAGCUUUCACCAAUCCUAAAAUUUUAUCGCUUAAUGUUGAACUGGAAUUAAAAGCAGAAAAAGAUAACGCAGAAGUUCGCAUCGAAGAUGUCUCCGAGUAUCAAGCCAUCGUCGAUGCAGAAUGGUCGAUUAUAUUUUCAAAGUUGGAAAAUAUUGUCAAGACAGGGGCCAAGGUAGUAUUAUCAAAGUUACCCAUUGGUGAUUUAGCCACUCAAUACUUCGCCGAUAGAGAUAUUUUUUGUGCUGGUCGAGUACCUGCCGAAGAUCUUAAUCGCGUAGUAAAGGCUGUUGGUGGAUCUAUUCAAUCCACAUGCUCCGAUAUUGAAGAAAAACAUUUGGGCACAUGCGAACAUUUUGAAGAAAAGCAAAUUGGAAAUGAGAGGUACAAUUUGUUUCAAGGUUGUUCGGCGGCAAAAACGUGUACACUUAUUUUAAGAGGAGGCGCUGAACAAUUCAUUGCUGAGGUCGAACGCAGUCUACAUGAUGCCAUAAUGAUAGUCAAAAGAGCCAUCAAGAACAAUUUGAUAGUCGCUGGAGGUGGAGCUACGGAGAUGGAACUUUCUAAAUAUCUUCGCGACCACUCUCGAACAAUCGUAGGAAAGCAACAAUUGAUUAUUGGCGCAUUUGCGCGCGCAUUAGAAAUUAUUCCUCGUCAACUGUGUGAUAAUGCCGGCUUCGAUGCGACAGAUAUUUUGAAUAAUCUAAGGAUGAAACAUGCUCACGGUGCCAUUUGGUAUGGUGUCGACAUUAACACGGAAUCUGUUGCCGAUAAUUAUGAAGCAUUCGUUUGGGAACCAGUAAUCGUGAAGGUUAAUUCUAUAGCUUCUGCCACAGAGGCCGCGUGUUUGAUAUUAAGUGUCGAUGAAACGGUGAAAAAUCCGCAAUCUGAGAAGCCACAAGCGGGCCCACCGAUGCCAAGAGGAGCAGCACAGAGGGCAUUUAGAGGUCGUGGUCGAGGCAUCCCUCGUCGAUGA
Messenger RNA from Acaulospora colombiana, 1686 nucleotides. The record is from the annotation of a GenBank genome assembly. Lineage: Eukaryota; Fungi; Glomeromycota; Glomeromycetes; Diversisporales; Acaulosporaceae.